Messenger RNA from Nerophis lumbriciformis (worm pipefish), 1023 nucleotides. The record is from RefSeq and is a predicted model, not a curated record. NCBI's taxonomy places the organism in Eukaryota, Metazoa, Chordata, Actinopteri, Syngnathiformes, Syngnathidae.
AUGGGAAAUCUAUCCACAACGGUGAAACACUGCCUGAGCUAUGAGCAACUUAUCCAGGACUAUCCAUGGCUGAGACGUUGGCUGUUGGAGGAAGGAGAGGUGGGUGCCCUUCUUACUGCUUCAGCGUAUCUGGAGAAUGUGAAAAUAGUCGAAGUUGGCCCCAGAGAUGGACUCCAAAAUGAAAAAGAAAUUGUUCCAACAGGCGUGAAAAUCCAGCUGAUAGACAUGCUCUCGGGAUCAGGCUUGCGUGUGAUCGAGGCCACCAGCUUUGUCUCCUCAAAGUGGGUGCCGCAGAUGGCCGACCACACUGAGGUUCUCAAGGGAAUCCACAAAGCACCUCAUGUUCAGUACCCUGUAUUGACACCCAACCUGCAAGGCUUUCAGGAGGCUGUUGCAGCCGGUGCUACUGAAGUGGCAGUAUUUGGCUCAGCGUCUGAAACCUUCAGCAUAAAAAACAUCAAUUGCUCUAUCGAUGAAAGCAUGCAGAGGUUUGACGAAGUCAUCAGGGGUGCAAAAGAGGAAAUGAUUCCAGUCCGCGGGUAUGUUUCCUGUGCCCUUGGAUGCCCCUAUGAAGGUCACGUUGAUCCUUGUAAAGUUGCCAAAGUGGCCAAGAAAUUAUAUGAGAUGGGAUGCUAUGAGGUCUCCCUGGGGGACACCAUAGGUGUGGGAACUCCAGGUUCCAUGUGCAAGAUGCUGCAGAGUGUGAUGAAGGAGGUUCCAGCCAGCGCUCUAGCAGUUCACUGUCAUGACACGUACGGCCAAGCAUUGCCAAACAUCCUCACUGCACUUCAGAUGGGAGUGCGCGUGGUGGACUCAGCAGUGGCCGGUCUGGGAGGUUGCCCGUAUGCUAAGGGUUCAUCUGGCAAUGUUUCAACAGAGGAUGUUCUCUACAUGCUCCAUGGCAUGGGCAUCCACACUGGGGUAAACCUGGCCAAAGUCUUGGAAGCGGGUGACUUCAUCUGCACCGCUCUAAAUCGCAAGACAAACUCCAAGGUUGCUCUAGCAAGACACACGAUGCCAUAA